AUGGAAAAUCUGCUCUCCAAGCUGUCUAAUGCCUUCAAGAUUCGUGAUCUUAGAGAGCCUGGUUUUUUUCUUGGGAUUGAAACUGUUAAGUGUGUUGAUGGUCUUAUCCUUUCGCAGCGUAAAUACAUGAAUGAUAUUCUCAAACGUGUUGGUAUGACAAAUUGCAAGCCUCUUGCUACUCCUCUAUCUGUUUUGAGAUCCUCAUCUAUCAGUACAGACCUCUAUGAUGAUCCCACUAGGUAUAGGAGCCUGGCAGGUGCUCCCAAUAUUCCGGUUCCCAAGCUCUGGUGUGACAACCUUUGUGCUACCUACAUGUGUGUCAAUCCAAAUUUCCAUGCUCGUACAAAGUAUGUGGAAAUAGACUAUCAUUUUGUGAGGGACAAAGUUGCUUCAGGAGACAUUCAGGUGAAUUUUAUUUCUACAAAGGAUCAACUUGCUGACAUCUUUACCAAGCCUCUUACGGGACCCAGGUUUGCUUUUCUGAGAAACAAGCUUCAGGUUAUUGAUAUACCCUUUGCUUAA
This is a messenger RNA of Ipomoea triloba (trilobed morning glory), 522 nucleotides long. RefSeq lists its product as uncharacterized. The transcript is spliced from 2 exons. The record is from RefSeq and is a predicted model, not a curated record. NCBI's taxonomy places the organism in Eukaryota, Viridiplantae, Streptophyta, Magnoliopsida, Solanales, Convolvulaceae. Bases 1 to 522 code for a protein of 173 amino acids.